This is a messenger RNA of Colossoma macropomum (tambaqui), 1914 nucleotides long. It is a transcript of the gene spsb3a, whose product is annotated as splA/ryanodine receptor domain and SOCS box containing 3a. The transcript has 8 exons. Gene Ontology annotation, biological process: proteasome-mediated ubiquitin-dependent protein catabolic process. Gene Ontology annotation, molecular function: protein binding. Gene Ontology annotation, cellular component: SCF ubiquitin ligase complex. The record is from RefSeq and is a predicted model, not a curated record. NCBI's taxonomy places the organism in Eukaryota, Metazoa, Chordata, Actinopteri, Characiformes, Serrasalmidae. The coding region runs from base 402 to 1484 and encodes 360 amino acids.
UUUAACGACCAACCUUGAGACCAGCGUGGCAUUAAAUGACAAGUGACUUUAACCAAUGUCUUCGGACGCUCCAAAAGCGACCCCACCCGUUCAGACGGGUGACCAAUCCCUCCUCCGGCCUGCGCGGGUAAAGGGGGCUGGACUCCGGCCCUGUAUUGUUUACGUCCGUUGCCAAAAGUAGGUCAUAGAAAGAGUGUGACAGCUAGCGGCGAGAAGACUUGGAUGUUUUUACAGAAACGUUUUUCUAGGCUGUAUCUCGGCUGGCUUUAACAUCAAGUUACGCCUGUGGAGAGACUAAAAAGGACCCGGCGGACUGCUAGGCGACCUCUACAAAGCUGCCCCUGGCUCCAGUUGCCACCACUGUAAAGAAGUCUGAGUCAGUGUGGUGGCCUUUGGCUGGCAUGUCCAGGCGCAGCAGGAACAGUCGGGCGUGGCGGUACGUGUGGAGUGGAAUUCAGCGUGAUGCAGAUGCAAGAGCACUGGUGCUGGCCUCAGAGAGCGAAGAGUGGGGCUACGAUCGCCUACAGUACAGUGACUCUGACUCAGAAGCCGAGUAUUCUGCUAUCGUGCCUUCAGUACCCAGUGCAGUGCCAGUAACUGGAGAGUCAUACUGCGGCUGCGACUCGCAGAUGGAACCCAGCUGCAACCCUCGUCUGCGCAGUUUCCCACGCCUGCGGGACUGCCACUGUGGUGAGGAUGACCAGGAAUUUGACUGGGUGUGGGACGAGGGCAGUCGGUCAGCAGCCACACUGUUGAGCUGCGAGAACAGAAAGGUGAGCUUCCACUCGGAAUACAGCUGCGGCACAGCAGCCAUCCGCGGAUCCAAGGAACUCUCAGAGGGACAGCACUUCUGGGAGAUCAAAAUGACCUCUCCUGUCUACGGCACAGACAUGAUGGUAGGCAUUGGCACAUCAGAUGUGAAUCUGAACAAAUACAGACACACAUUCUGCAGCUUACUGGGUAAAGAUGAAGACAGCUGGGGCCUGUCAUAUACAGGGUUGCUACAUCAUAAUGGUGACAAGGUGAGCUUUUCAUCACGAUUUGGCCAAGGAUCAAUCAUAGGAGUUCAUCUGGACACCUGGCAUGGGACACUUACCUUCUUCAAAAACCGCAAAUGCAUUGGUGUAGCUGCCACGGAGCUGCAGAACAAGCGCGUGUAUCCAAUGGCAUGCUCCACGGCUGCCAAAAGCAGCAUGAAGGUGAUCCGCUCUGUCUCCGCCCCCACCUCUCUCCAGUACCUCUGCUGCUGGCGUCUCCGCAAGCUCCUCCCCUCUGGGGCAGACGCCCUUGGGGUCCUGCCCCUGCCACCCGGACUUAGGCACCUCCUGCACUCCAAACUCGGCUGGGUGCUAAGCUUGGACCACUCGCAUCCACGCACAAAUUCGAACGCUCACACGCCGCCUGGGCCCUCGUCAGGCAGCGACUCGGAAGGCUGUGCUUCUGACCCUGAGGCCUGCCAGAGGAAACGCUGCCGCUGGACCUGAGGCUCAGAUUCUCUGACAAAAACGCAUACAUGCACACUCUCUCUCACUUAACACAUGGUCAAUCUAUCCCAUUGUACAAACUCAGUUAUUUUAUUUUGAUGCUAUCAAUAGAUGGAGCUGGCUGAAAAACGAACCUUUGAAAAGAAACAUUUUCAGUCAAGUCAGUUGCACAUCUCAUGCACCCAUUUUAACACACACACUCUAUUCUUGAGCAUUAACCUCUGUGAAACUGUUGAAGUUGCAUUGUGGUGUGUGGAGAAUCACCAGACAUGCAAAAUAGCACUUUGUUUAUGUGCGAGGGCAUGUAAAACUCACGAAUACGUAUUAGGACUGGAGAGUGAACUGACUUUCCUUUCCAUUUGACUCUUCUCCAGUGCAUUGGGACAGAAGAUAAUGCCACUCUAUCCCUUAUAAACUCUUUAAUAAGUCA